CUUUUUUCUUUAAUGGGUUGGGCUUUCCAACUGAAGUCCAUUAACAGACUUCCGGCGACACGAAGCUUGACAACUGCAAACGGAAGGUUACGACGAUCAACGUCUCCGACAAUGAGUGCAGAUUUAUAAUGGAAGGAUUGUACAUGGGUGGCACGGGACCUGUUGUUUUAACUUUGUGGUUUUACAUUGUAGAUCUUUGACCUUAUGAAACAAUCUAAACAAGGGGGAGCAUUUGGUGGAAAUAGAGGACUGAGACCAGUGCCACCUGAAAAAGGAGUUUUUCCUUUGGACCAUAUGCAUUUAUGUGACCUGGAGAAGAAAGAGUACCUCAAUUGUCUUAAAUCCUCUGGGCAUAAAUCUGACAACUGUAGACACCUCUCUAAAAAGUACCUGGUGUGCCGUAUGGAGAAGAACUUGAUGGCAAAGCAAGACAUGUCAGAACUUGGCUUUGGCAAGAACUAUGAUGCAGAAACUUCUUCAGAGGAAAUGGAACAAUAGAAAAAUGAAAGAAUGGAGAAGAUCGAUAAAUUUUGUUAAUUCUCUGGGAUCCUUUUGAGAAGCCUGGGUAGAAAGUUACACAUACAAGCUUCAUUAUCGUCAUGUGAAAACUUUCACAGUUGCUUAUAGGAGGUCUUCUUUUUCUAGAUUAAUGCUUUUUUAACCUCCUUUUUCCCUUUCUUCUGAAUUUUGUGUACCUUGAGAGCAAAAAUGUAUAUAGAAAGAGAGAAGGAUAAAGAAAUGCUAUGAUAAAUUACAGAUUGGACAGCUAUAUUCAGGCUAUUGUUCGUUACUUGUUUCUUCCA
Solanum lycopersicum (tomato) is the source of this 803-nucleotide messenger RNA. RefSeq lists its product as uncharacterized. Lineage: Eukaryota; Viridiplantae; Streptophyta; Magnoliopsida; Solanales; Solanaceae. The record is from RefSeq and is a predicted model, not a curated record.